AUGAGAACCCAAACUGUAUUGGAGUCAGCUAACGUUGUUAUUGAUGAUGCUAAGGAUUUUUUUGAGUUUUCUACUGAGGAAGAAAUAGAUAGGUAUAUUGAUGAACCUUCUGAAAAUCAUGAAGAAGCUUAUGUCAGUGAUACUAUUGUUGCAACGUCUGGUCCAUCUGUUCCAACAGAUCACGAAUCUAAUGAAACAGAUUCUGGACGGAAAAGAAAUUUCCAGAUAUUAUUUCAGAUGAAAUCCAAAAGGAGCCAUCAACCAGAAGAAGGAACAAUGGUGAAAACUCGUGGAGAUUCCUCUAAGAAGACCCCUACUACUCAAUCCAGAAAGCUGCCCUCUCCAUCGCCUCCUCCAUCUGUGUCAACGGCGCCUCCACCUGCUCCAGCACCAGCAGCAUUUGUUGGAAAAACUCCCAAAUCCAAGGCGCGCAAGAAGUCCAAGAAAAACUCUGUGGCUCCAAAAAGAAAAUUGGGGUUGGACUCGUCUUCUUCCCCCUUGACUACUACCAAGAAAAGAUUGAAGGCUCAUCCCCUUUCUCCUUCUUCCUCUGAAUCUGAACUUGAGGAAGCAAAAUCCGAGUCUGAAGAAACCCAUGAUACCACCUUAUCUGAUGAAUUUGUUCAUGACAAUGCUGAAUUAGAGGCUGAGUCUAACGAGCCAGAACAAGAAGAUGUUGUCCCUACUGAACAAGAAGCCGAGUCUGACACAGAGACAGUAACAACCCCAUUGUCAUCCAAGGCUAAAGGCAAGAGACCUAUUUUUGAUUCUACACCAUCUCCAAGACUCUCAGGUGUUAUUUUCAAACCUCAUUCUUCUAUUUUGUGUUAUAAUGACAAUGCUCGUGAUAUGGUUCUCUAUGAUCAAAGGAAAUUUCUCAUUAAGAAAAAUUAUGUCUGGAGUGAUCAUCGUCCUUAUGGUGUGCUAACUAUGUUUCAAGAUCGAAAAUGGAUAGGUUCUUUGGUUAAAUUUACUGGUUUUGUGGAUAGAAUAGUCAAGGAAUUCUAUGCCAAUCUUACUAAUGAAAUUAUUGACCCUAAAUCUCCUUUGUAUUGUAAAGUGUAUGUUAGGGGCCAUUGGUGCUCUUUUUCUCCACAAGAUAUUGCACAAGCUUUGUAUCUUCCUCUUGAUGUUAAGGAUGAUGAUGAUCUUGCCUCUCUUAACAAGGAUGAGGUCAUCACUGAAUUAGUAGGGCAAAAAAUGGUAUGGCCACCUAAUACAGUCAUCUCGGUCACCAAUCUCACCUACACUUAUGCUGUUCUCCAUAAGUUUGCCACAAUGAAUUGGAAACCAACUUCUCACACUGUAACUAUCUCAUUUGACAUGACUUCCUUUUUGUACAAAGUGGGGACUGAAAUUGGUAUAGACUUGGCUAUGUUUAUCUAUGAUCAAAUCAUUGGAUUUCAAAAAGGCCAUAGGAGAAACUUGAAUCUUCCUUUUCCUCAAGUUAUUUAUAAAGUGUUGAGUAUGCAGAAAAAAGAUCUCAAGCGAGAUCAAGAAGAUUUGGUGGCUCCCACUAGUGUUGCUUCCUACAAAGCCUCUGCUCCAACUACUGAAGCCGCUGAUGCUCUAUCAACCAAGAAAGCCAAGCCUCAAUCUCUGAAGACAUUCCUUCUGAAUCCUCCUCUGUUCCCACAGAUUCAGGACCUGUUGCUACAGAACUAG
This is a messenger RNA of Humulus lupulus (European hop), 1665 nucleotides long. RefSeq lists its product as uncharacterized. The record is from RefSeq and is a predicted model, not a curated record. Lineage: Eukaryota; Viridiplantae; Streptophyta; Magnoliopsida; Rosales; Cannabaceae. The transcript has 3 exons. The coding region runs from base 1 to 1665 and encodes 554 amino acids.